Sitophilus oryzae (rice weevil) is the source of this 2123-nucleotide messenger RNA. It is a transcript of the gene smog, whose product is annotated as probable G-protein coupled receptor 158. Gene Ontology annotation, molecular function: G protein-coupled receptor activity. The record is from RefSeq and is a predicted model, not a curated record. Gene Ontology annotation, cellular component: membrane. Bases 1 to 1674 code for a protein of 557 amino acids. Gene Ontology annotation, biological process: G protein-coupled receptor signaling pathway. The transcript has 11 exons. Lineage: Eukaryota; Metazoa; Arthropoda; Insecta; Coleoptera; Curculionidae.
AUGAGAGGGAACGCAAACAGCGCUGGCAGACCCAGGGACGGAGCCGACCGGGACGCCCAGAGGGGCGGGCGCCGUACAGAGUUGCCACGACGCGAGGGAGGGGGCAAUAUGGCGAGGGGAAGGUACGGAGGGCGGGACGGGGAGCAAUGCAGCAGGCACAGAGCGUGCGGGGUGCCCGGGCGGAGGGAAGGGGAAGCGGUGUAUGCAAGGAAACAGUGCGUGGGCGACGAUAAGAAUGGCAGCAGCGAAAAAAGAGGCAGCUAUCGAUGCGUGUGCCGCAACGGUUUUUAUCAUCCGGGAGCCACCACCGCCAAUGGCACCUGGCGGGGGAUCAGCGGAAGAGAUUUGGAAGCUGGCACGGUCGUUGCCACAGGAUGCCAGCCUUGUCCGGAAAAUUGCCGAGAAAGUUGCGGAACUAAUGGAAAAUGCAUAGCGCGUCAAGACUUUUAUACGAAAACAAUUGUUCUGUGUGUACAACUGUUCGGAAUGGGAAUUGUUCUCGUAUUAUCCGUCGUCGUGUUUAAACUUAGAAAAACUAAGGCUAUAGCGACUGGUAUGUGGACCAUUUUAGAAACUAUAUUACUAGGAGUCUUUAUUUUGUAUAAUACUGUCGUCAUAAGAAUAUUCGAACCAUCUAUUAUCCAGUGUCUGCUGGAGCCCUGGAUCAGGGAGAUUGGAUUCAUCGUUUGCUAUGGAGCGAUCAUACUGAAACUGUACAGACACUUGAUAGAGUUUAGGACGAGAAAAGCGCACAGAUGGGUAGUUAAGGACACGGACCUGCUAAAGUACUUGCUAAUAAUGAUCUUGUCGGGCCUGGCUUACAUGGCAGCUUACACGGCAAUUACCCUCAACUUCAUGCAAGAGAACUACUCGUUGCUCUAUGUCGGAUGGACAAACAACGGAGAACAAUUUCAGUCUUGUAAAUAUUUAUGGUGGGACUACGUUACCGAAGCUGGAGAAUUCGCCAUUUUGGUUUUUGGUAUUCAUUUAGCCUACGCUAGCAGAACUGCAAGAACACAGUUUCACGAGAGAAGCUUUUUGUGCGCAGCCAUUAGCCUAGAAUUAGCUGUAAGUGCCAUUUUCUACACCGUUAGAGCUAUAGUCCUGCACGAACUCCAUCCAAACCUAGUUCUAAUAAUCUACUGCAUAAGGACCCAAUUGUCGCAGACGAUACUACUAGUACUGAUUUUCCUGCCCAAAUUUUGGUACCAACAGAAACAAGUACGAUCGUUGGGGCAGGAAUACUCAUGCCGAUUUCCUUUAGAUGCUUUUAAGGACCCCACAUCGCAUCGUAGCUUAUCAGGCAACAACAGUGACGUAGAAAUGGGGGAGAUUUCGAUAGCGGAGAUGAGCCCCGACGAUAUCAGGGCCGAGCUCAAGAGACUUUACCUGCAACUGGAAAUGUUCAAAGCCAAAACUAUCUGCAGGGACAACCCACACAUAUCCAAAAGGCGCGGCGGCUGGAAAGCCCAGCACAGGAGGUUUAGUUUGCAGAAAAAAGGAAGUCGGGAAAAGAGUUUGCAUGCCAGGCACAAGGACAAAGACAAACGCAAGGAAUUGGAAACGGAAGUGACAGAAGCGGAGCCAUCCAGGACACCGGAAGAGUCCGUGUGCAGCACCGAGGGACCUAGCGCCAUCUACGCGGACUUGCCGUCAACCAACCAAAUUAAUUAGGAAAUCUCAUUGUCUGUCAAAAAUGCAAUCAUUAUCAGUUGACACAAAAAGUAAAUUAAUGGCUAGUAAAAUAUCAAUUUCCUCAAAUUUAACUAUAUAUAUUUUAAUCGUAGAAACUAAAAAUGUAAUAAGAUACAGGGUGUUUCGUUUAAAAAAAACAACUUUUACAUUUUUAUUUAUUUGGGACACUCUUUUAAAAAUAACUUUAUAUUGUAGCUAUAGUAUACACGGUGUCCCAGGCUGAGCGUGCAUUAGAAGUUUCUAGAGAACUACAACAUCUAGCUCUGAGAUUUUUUGCACAUCAUAGUUUCACAAUGAGAUCUAUCGAUUAAAAAUAUUUUCAAUAUGGCGGUACUUACGGAAAUACUGGAAAUUGACAGCAACUUUCUUAUUUUAAAUGGGUGCCCUCAUUUUUUUAUUUACAUACUUAAAUUCUCUGUAAAAUUUUA